Messenger RNA from Loxodonta africana (African savanna elephant), 1904 nucleotides. RefSeq names its product SAMM50 sorting and assembly machinery component (gene SAMM50). Lineage: Eukaryota; Metazoa; Chordata; Mammalia; Proboscidea; Elephantidae. Gene Ontology annotation, cellular component: outer membrane. Gene Ontology annotation, biological process: mitochondrial respiratory chain complex assembly; protein insertion into mitochondrial outer membrane. The transcript has 16 exons. The record is from RefSeq and is a predicted model, not a curated record. Bases 514 to 1734 code for a protein of 406 amino acids.
GCUCCGAGGAGGGACCUGCCUUGCCCAAGGUCACUCAACAGGUGGCCCGGAAGCUCCCAGUGAACUCUCCGUAAAGUCCUGCAGCAGCUUGUGAGAAGUUAUCUUUCUCCGUGACUUGACUUCCCCUCAGCCGUUUCGGGUGUCUUUGCCCCUUUCUGGUCAUUUUGUCCCGUCUCCCUGCCCAGCCGCCGCUGGAGUCACCCGAGACCCUUGGAGCAGGAAGAGUCUUUGAGGUCUUCGAGUGCAGACUCACCUAGGAGUCAGAGUUUGGAGCCCCUCCCAGUGGGAGGUCCUGAUUUUGGGGCCUUGGGAGAAGAAGCCGAAUUUGUGGAAGUUGAACCAGAAGCGAAACAGGAGAUCCUUGAAAACAAAGACAACAUAAGCUCCAUUUGGACAGAGAUUUAUGUUUUACUCACUGCUGUGUCCACAGAGUUGAGGACAGUACCUGGCUCCUAGGUGGUUGUUCAGCACGUUCAUUUUGAUGGACUUGGAAGGACUAAAGAUGAUAUCAUCAUGUAUGAAAUUGGAGAUGUUUUUAAGGCAAAGAACCUAAUUGAUGUAAUGCGGAAAUCUCACGAGGCUCGUGAAAGGCUGCUUCGCCUUGGAAUUUUUAGACAAGUGGACGUUUUGAUCGAUACAUGUCAAGGUGACGAUGCACUUCCAAACGGUUUAGACGUUACGUUUGAAGUGACUGAGCUAAGGAGGUUAACAGGCAGCUACAACACCAUGGUUGGGAACAACGAAGGCAGCAUGGUACUUGGCCUCAAACUCCCUAAUCUUCUAGGACGUGCAGAAAAGGUGACUUUUCAGUUUUCCUAUGGAACAAAGGAAACAUCGUACGGCUUGUCCUUCUUCAAACCACAGCCCGGAAACUUCGAAAGAAAUUUCUCUGUAAACUUGUAUAAAGUUACUGGGCAGUUUCCUUGGAGCUCACUUCGGGAGACAGACAGAGGACUGUCAGCCGAGUAUAGCAUUCCCAUCUGGAAAACCAGCCACACCGUGAAGUGGGAAGGCGUGUGGCGAGAGCUGGGCUGCCUCUCCAGAACAGCCUCCUUUGCUGUCCGAAAGGAGAGCGGACAUUCACUUAAGUCAUCUCUCUCGCACGCGAUGGUCAUUGACUCUCGGAAUUCUUCCAUUUUACCAAGAAAAGGGGCUUUGCUGAAAAUUAACCAGGAGCUGGCAGGCUACACCGGGGGAGACGUGAGCUUCCUAAAGGAAGAUUUUGAGCUCCAGUUGAAUAAACAGCUCGUGUUGGAUUCAGUCAUCUCAGCCUCGCUCUGGGGUGGGAUGCUGGUGCCCAUUGGUGACAAACCAUCGAGCAUUGCCGAUCGGUUUUACCUGGGGGGCCCGACCAGCGUCCGUGGAUUCAGCAUGCACAGCAUCGGUCCUCAGAGUGAAGGAGACUACCUGGGAGGGGAGGCCUACUGGGCCGGCGGCCUGCACCUCUAUACCCCACUGCCUUUCCGGCCCGGCCAGGGCGGCUUUGGAGAACUUUUCAGAACGCACUUCUUCCUCAACGCAGGAAACCUCUGCAACCUCAACUAUGGGGAGGGCCCCAAAGCCCACAUCCGCAGGCUGGCUGAGUGCAUCCGCUGGUCGUACGGUGCUGGGAUCGUCCUCAGGCUUGGCAACAUUGCCCGCCUGGAGCUUAAUUACUGCAUCCCCAUGGGCGUCCAGAGGGGCGACAGGAUAUGUGAUGGCGUCCAGUUUGGAGCUGGGAUAAGGUUCCUGUAGCUGCAGCAGAGCGCCCACCUGCUCCCUCGGGGAGGCCCUCGGGGGUCCAGGCUGCAGCGGGUCGCUCGGUGCCACGUGUGUUUCCCUCAGAGUACACACACCGGCACGAUGCUCUGACUGCAGUCCCCAUGGGAAACCAUGCCAAUAAAUUUUACAGACCAAUACCCAGA